CAUAAACCGCAGCUGCUGCGUUUAUAACGUUCAACGGUUAUAUUGGGGAAUCGAAGGUCGAUUGAUAAUGAUUGCAUACGUUUUGCGCAAAGCCACCUUACAGAGGUCAAAUCGUACACAACUUCUAUGUGCUAAUAGCAAGCGAGCGACACAAUUAGACGGUUUUAGAAAAUAGAGCAAUGACGCAGGUAUUUAUAAAUGGAGCAAGAGAUGAAACAAAUGUCCGUGAGUUUGACACUUUGGAUUCAUCCAUACAAGAGCUGAUUAGAGCCGCCAACGAGGCUAGAAAUAAUGCAUAUUGUCCGUACAGCAAUUUUGCAGUGGGCGCUGCUCUACGCACCAGCGAUGGCGCCAUCUACACAGGCUGCAACAUCGAAAAUGGCGCCUACGCUGCCAGCAUCUGCGCCGAGAGAACGGCGGCUGUGAAGGCCAUCAGCGAAGGCAAACGCGAUUUUGUGGCCUGCGCCGUGGUUGCCCAGCAGGACACCGGCUUCACAACACCCUGUGGCGUCUGCCGCCAGUUUUUGGCCGAGUUCGUCACAGCUGGCAAGGACAUACCGCUGUAUGCGGCCAAGCCGAGUAACUUGCCUUUGCGUGUGCUGUGCACCAGUGUGUUGCAGUUGCUGCCAAAUGGUUUCACGUUUCACAAUGGCAAAUAAGCAGCAG
Drosophila sulfurigaster albostrigata is the source of this 666-nucleotide messenger RNA. Its product is annotated as cytidine deaminase. The record is from RefSeq and is a predicted model, not a curated record. Gene Ontology annotation, cellular component: cytosol. The transcript has 3 exons. Gene Ontology annotation, molecular function: cytidine deaminase activity; zinc ion binding. Bases 180 to 659 code for a protein of 159 amino acids. NCBI's taxonomy places the organism in Eukaryota, Metazoa, Arthropoda, Insecta, Diptera, Drosophilidae.